Molecule: messenger RNA, 3531 nt
Organism: Menidia menidia (Atlantic silverside)
Lineage: Eukaryota; Metazoa; Chordata; Actinopteri; Atheriniformes; Atherinopsidae
Source: the annotation of a GenBank genome assembly
AUGGAGCGUCAGAGGUAUGGAGGAUCUCCUUUCACGCGGGCCUCACGGCUCAAUCCAGCCAAACGGAUUGAAUUCCCAUCCAAUAGCAAAACCUUUUUCUCGGUGAGGUUUAGCAGGCCGCCUUCGGUCAACACGGAGUCGGCUCCCGUGUUAGCGCUCGGUCUUCCACAGGUGGUCCCCUUGGCUCAGGACAGGCUGCGUGAAAGCUGGCUCAACUCUGUGCAAACCCUCUCAGGCCCAGAACUGAUCCCGCCCGACCGCCUUCAUGUGGGAAGCAAACCCCUGCUUUCUAUGGGCCGUAUAAAGGAGGUAUUCUUCUGUCAGCGCAGAUUGUCACGCAGUGUUCCCGCCGCCACACACGACACUCUGGGCCAAGGGCCGCUCUACAAACACGGGGCCGUACACAUGCAAACAAACACACACCGCCCUUCAAAGACAUUUCUCAGGCCGCAUCCUAACCGACUGCGACUUUGUGUGAGUCGCUACGAUGCUGAUGUCACUGCAGACGGAUCGCCUCCAUCUGCUCCACAUAUGCUCUCGGAGCGCAGGCCCGUGCUGGACGUACGGCGAUUCCAUCUCAGUGGGACGGUGACUGACCCGGCCACGUCCCCGGAGCUGGUCUGCAGCGUCAGCGUCAGCUUCGACCGCUGCAAAAUCACCGCGGUAACCUGCACCUGCGGGAACAAAGACAUCUUCUACUGCGCGCACGUCGUGGCGCUGUCGCUCUACAGAGUGCGCAAGCCCGAGCAGGUCAAGCUGCACCUGCCCAUCUCGGAGACCCUGUUCCAGAUGAGCAGAGACCAGCUGCAGAAGUUCGUCCAGUACCUGAUAUCUGUCCACCACACCGAGGUGCUGCCCACCGCGCAGAAGCUGGCCGACGAGAUCCUGUCCCAGAACUCGGAGAUCAACCAAGUCCACGGUGCACCAGACCCCACAGCGGGGGCGAGCGUGGAUGAUGAGAACUGCUGGCACCUGGAUGAGGAGCAGGUUCAGGAGCAAGUCAAGCUCUUCCUGUCCCAGGGUGGAUACCACGGCUCGGGCAAGCAGCUCAACCUGCUCUUCAGCAAGGUGAGGGAGAUGCUGAAGAUGCGCGACUCCAACGGAGCGAGAAUGUUAACACUGAUCACAGAGCAGUUCAUGGCCGACCCUCGGCUGGCGCUGUGGAGACAGCAGGGCACCACCAUGACCGACAAGUACAGACAGCUCUGGGACGAGCUGGGUGCCUUGUGGAUGUGCAUCGUCCUCAACCCUCACUGUAAGCCGGAGCAGAAAUCCUCGUGGCUGCGGCAGCUGCGCAGGUGGAACAGCGUGGACGUCUGCCCCUGGGAGGACGGUAACCACGGCAACGAGCUGCCCAACCUCACCCACUCACUGCCUCAGGGUGCUCAUGGCAACCAAGAAAUGCGCCCCCACAGGACGGUGUUCACGCGGGCCAUCGAGGCGUGCGACCUGCACUGGCAGGACCGGCACCUCCAGCACAUUAUCGCCAGCGACCUCUAUGCCAACUACUGUUACCACGACAACCAAGAGGGCUCCCUAUUCGACGCGCGCGGCUGGCCUUUAUGGCACGAGCACGUGCCGACGGCCUGCGCCCGCGUGGAUGCCCUGCGUUCACACGGUUACCCCAGAGAGGCCCUCCGGCUGGCCAUAGCUGUGGUCAACACGUUACGAAGGCAGCAGCAGAGGCAACUGGAGCACUUUCGACGGCACAAAAAAGAGGUGCUUCAUAAAGGUCACACCUCCAUAACCAACAUGGAGGGCUGGGUGGGACACCCUCUUGAUCCCAUCGGUACCCUGUUCAGCACCUUGACAGAGUCGGGACGAGCGGGCGAAGAGGGCUCCAACACCUGCUUAGACCUCUCAGACUGCUCCAGUGUGGUGAGCAGAGCAGAACUCCAACGAAUGCCCGUGCAGCGAUUGCUGGGAGACGGCGAAUCGUACCUGGCACUGGCAGUGGAGACGGCUCUGAUUGGUCUAGGCCAGCAGCGGGUGAUGCCCGAUGGGCUGUACGCUCAAGAGAAGGUGUGUCGCAACGAGGAGCAGCUAUUGGCCAAGCUGCAGGAAGUGGAGCUGGAUGACUCGUUGGUGAAAAUCUUCCGUAAACAGGCCGUCUUCCUGCUGGAGGCCGGUCCGUAUUCUGGCCUUGGAGAGAUUGUCCACAGAGAGAGUGUCCCCAUGCACACCUUCGCCCGCUAUCUCUUCACCUCUCUCCUACCUCAUGACGCCGAACUGGCGUACAAAAUUGCACUGAGAGCCAUGCGGUUGCCGGUGUUGGAGUCCACAGCUUCCACCGGUGAUCUCUCACGGCCCCACCACAUCGUUUCCGUUGUCCCUAACCGCUACCCACGCUGGUUCACCCUCAGCCACAUAGAGUCUCAGCAGUGCGAGCUGGCCUCCACCAUGCUCACCGCUGCCAAAGGUGACAGUCGCAGGCUGGAGACAGUACUGGAGUCCAUCCAGAAAAACAUUCACUCCUCUUCUCAUAUUUUUAAACUGGCACAAGAUGCGUUCAAGAUCGCCACUCUCAUGGACAGCCUACCAGACAUCACACUUCUCAAAGUUUCCCUGGAGCUGGGACUGCAGGUGAUGAGAAUAACUCUGUCCACGUUAAACUGGAGGAGGAGGGAGAUGGUGCGCUGGCUGGUCACGUGUGCCACGGAAGUUGGUGUGUAUGCACUGGACAGCAUCAUGCAGAGCUGGUUCACCCUCUUCACCCCCACCGAGGCCACCAGCAUCGUGGCCACCACGGUCAUGUCCAACAGCACCAUUGUCCGGCUCCACCUGGACUGCCACCAGCAGGAGAACCUGGCCUCAUCCGCCCGCACGCUGGCCCUGCAGUGCGCCAUGAAGGACCCCCAGAACUGUGCCCUGUCCGCCCUUACGCUCUGUGAAAAGGACCACAUUGCCUUCGAGACAGCCUACCAGAUUGUACUGGACGCCGCCGCCACGGGAAUGAGCUACACGCAGCUGUUCACCAUUGCACGCUACAUGGAGCACCGCGGCUACCCGAUGCGAGCCUAUAAGUUGGCUACGUUAGCUAUGGCUCACCUGAACCUCAGUUACAACCAGGACACGCACCCGGCCAUCAACGACGUGCUGUGGGCCUGCGCGCUCAGCCACUCGCUGGGCAAGAACGAGCUGGCCGCCGUCAUCCCGCUGGUGGUCAAGAGCGUGAAGUGCGCCACCGUGCUGUCGGACAUCUUGCGGCGCUGCACGCUGACCACGCCGGGCAUGGUGUCGGCGCUGCACAGCCGCAGGAACUCGGGGAAGCUGAUGUCGCUGGACAAGGCGCCGCUCAGGCAGCUGCUGGACGCCACCAUCGGGGCCUACAUCAACACCACGCACUCGCGGCUCACGCACAUCAGCCCGCGCCACUACAGCGAGUUCAUCGAGUUCCUGGGGAAGGCGCGGGAGACUUUCAUGAUGGCGCACGACGGACACAUCCAGUUCACCCAGUUCAUAGACAACCUGAAACAGAUCUACAAGGGCAAAAAGAAACUGAUGAUGCUGGUGAGGGAGCGGUUCGGCUGA